Nezara viridula (southern green stink bug) is the source of this 453-nucleotide messenger RNA. Lineage: Eukaryota; Metazoa; Arthropoda; Insecta; Hemiptera; Pentatomidae. The record is from the annotation of a GenBank genome assembly.
AUAAGCACAAUAACCUCAUCUCCGGAACUGUGAUCACAAUUGAAAUUAAAUGUUGAGUGUGAUUUAGCUAGAGUGUAAUUUUUUUUGAUUUAUUGAAACUUACUGUAAUCUAGGUUUAAAUCAAUGUAAUACAAUUUUGGACACGUUAUUUAUUGAAAUCAUUGCUAGAAUGAGUUCCUUUGAUCAUGUUGGUCCUCCAAGAUUACUGAAUAGUGAAGUACUUUUACCUAAUAGUGGAGAACAUGGAAAUCCAUGUUGCAUUCUAAAACUCAAUGUUGAAAAUAAAUCUAAUGUUGGUGAAACCACUAAGGAGUAUAAUAUUGGACUUCCAUCUACUACUUUAAAUAUCUUAUUAGACAGCUUUGGAAAAAUAAAAAAUCAGCUGCAUUUGUUGACUGAAAAACAAAAUAGCUGAUUACUUAUGUUAAUAAAUAUAUAUAUUAUUAGAAAAUA